CUAUUGCGGAGUCUCUGGGGGCUGGGGUUCCUCCUCAUCUGUCUCCCCAUCCUUCCAGAAAUGCUCCCUCGUCUCCUCCUAAGGGGCUUGGCUCCAGCUAAGGCCCUGCCUCGGCAGAGUGGCCAUGUCAGAAGGGGAGAGCAAGGACAGCUCGGGCAGCGAGUGUCCCGUGUGCUACGAGAAAUUCCGCGACCUGGACGGCGCCAGCCGCACCCUGAGCUGCGGCCACGUGUUCUGCCACGACUGCCUGGUCAAGUACCUGCUCUCCACCCGCGUGGACGGCCAGGUGCAGAGGACCAUCGUCUGCCCCAUCUGCCGCUACGUCACCUUCCUCAGUAAGAAGAGCUCCCGCUGGGCUUCCAUGCUGGACAGGAGCUCCCAGACCUUGGCCGUGCCCGUGGGCCCCCCGGCCGCCUCCCCGACGGCCUGGAGGCCGCCCCCCAGCCAGGGCGCCCAGCUCCCCUCGGACCCGCCGCCCGGCCUGGCCCGGGAGCCCCAGGUCUUCGUCAUCAGCCGCCACGGGAUGCCCCUGGGCGAGCAGGACAGCGUGCUGCCCCAGCGCAGCCUGGCCGAGCUGUCGGAGGCCUCGCCGGCCCCCAGCUCCCGCCGGGCCUUCUGCUGCCGCUCGCGGGCCCUGCUACUCAUCACCCUCAUCGCCGUGGUGGCCGUGGUGGCCGCCAUCCUGCCCUGGGUGCUGCUGGUGAGGAAGCAGGCCUGACAGCCGCCCUGGGCCGACCGGGGCCUGGACGGGCGUCCUCACUUCUCACCUCUGGCUCCUCCCGCCCGGCGGGGGCCCAGGGAGGCUGGGGCUGAGCUCUGGGCCCAGAAAGGGACACCAGGUUCCGGGCCAGGGUGCAGAAGGCAGUGGAGGCCCCUCAGGAACCAAAGCUGCGCUCCCCACCCCCCGGGUGGGGGUUGGCGGUAGCCUCAGCAGAUCCUCCCCGCCUCCUCCAGGCUGGUACUGAGCAAAAUGGAGAGCUGGUGGCUUUCCCCUUCCCGUGGGGUCACCAGCCCUGAGGCGUCCUCCUUCUCUGCCAGGUGACCCACCCGAAGCCAGGCGGGGCUCACUGGUGGCUGGCUGGGGGCCCAAUGGCAGGACCCCUCCAGGUCAGAAUUCCCACCCGGGGUUCUCUAGUCUGCUGUCGGAAACAAACAGAAGCAGUGGCUCGGGGCCCGAGAGCGCCCUUCCCAGAAUCUCAGCAAACGUCCUCACGGCUGCCCUCCCGCCCCCAAGUCCUCCUGAACCCCAAGUCCCCGACCUGGAAGGCCUUCCCUUGUGGGGAGGAGCUGAUCUCAGGGGCUGUGGCCCCGGGGACCUCUGGGGGAAGUAACAGAAAAGGGGAGCUGAGGCCGAGGCUGGCAAAAUGGCCCACAAACAGAGCCAGAGGCCUCCGCAGGCCUCGCGGGCCCGUGAACGGUCCACAGUUUGAGUCUUGGGGUUGUCAAGGGUGGACUGGCGGGCGGGGAGUGCAGGGGAAGCCUGACCGAGACUUGAGUCAGCCGAGAAGUAUGCAACUAUGGGGGCAAAUUAACCCCUGGGGGCUCCCGCCUCCCAGCCGGCCCAGGUCCUCAUGACCCAACCACUCAUUAGAGGUCACACCAGCCGGGCCAGUUUCCCAGGCCCAUUCCCAGCUGGGCUGGGCCGGGCAAGGACGGGUGGGGAAGCAAACAGCUGAAUUCAUCAGGGACUCUACUGUCUCAAUGAGACAGUCCCCACCCUGGACUGUGGCCCGGCUCCGUGAGGAGGGCCACUCCGAAAGCCUCGGACGGGGUCUUGCCCAUACGUCAACGGGCCAUAAUCUUAACUGUAGGAUGAACGACAAAAACUCUCAGCUGCUCUCUGGGAUAGGCGGUUGUUCACACCCCGGCUGUGCCAAGAGCUAACGCUCCCCCCGCCCCGAGCCUAUGCCUCUUGGCAAAGUUCGCUAUCUAUGGAGAAAGAAAUAACGC
This is a messenger RNA of Prionailurus viverrinus (fishing cat), 1950 nucleotides long. It is a transcript of the gene RNF222, whose product is annotated as ring finger protein 222. The coding region runs from base 125 to 718 and encodes 197 amino acids. NCBI's taxonomy places the organism in Eukaryota, Metazoa, Chordata, Mammalia, Carnivora, Felidae. The record is from RefSeq and is a predicted model, not a curated record. The transcript has 2 exons.